AACACGGCAGGCAGGGAAUCAGGCAACAUGGGAGAGAACAAUACGGAUAACUUUGCGGAUGCCGUUCCGGAGUACACGGAUCCAACAAACGGUUUUAAGAGCACCAUGCAGCUAAUGACGGACACGCAGGAUAGCGAAGACACGAGAAUCGACUUGAAUGAGAAGGGUAGGUCACCCAAGCAGCUGCCCUGGUACUAUGGGCCGGUGUAUCUGCUGUUUUGGGUGGGUCUCUUCUUCGCCGUCGUCUAUCCCCUCUUCAACCACCUGCCCACGGGGGUCAAAGUGGAGGAGGAGUCCGCCAAGGCAGGCAAAUUUGUGGCACAACGAGCAGAGACCACUUUGCUAAAAAUCGAUCUGAUGGGUCCAAAAAUCGCUGGCGACUAUGUGACCGAGGUACUCAUGGUUCAGUUACUCCUCGAAGAGAUAGAAAAGGUGCGUCAGGAGAUGCGACAGGAUCUCUAUGAGCUGGAAGUGGACGUGCAGAGGGCACAAGGCGCCUUUCUCCACUGGCAGAUGAUAAACAUGUACCAGGGCAUCCAGAAUGUGGUCGUCAAGCUGAGCGCCAAGAGCUCCAACAGCACAUCUUACCUGCUAGUCAACAGCCACUACGAUUCCAAGCCCAGCAGUGUGGGCACCGGAGAUGCUGAGUUCAUGGUGGUGUCCAUGCUGGAGGUGCUCCGCCUGAUGGCCAUAUCUGACGACCCUUUCCUACAUCCCAUUGUCUUCCUCUUCAAUGGGGCCGAGGAGCAACCGUUUCAUGGCUCGCAUGGAUUCAUCUCGCAGCACAAGUGGUCCGCCAACUGCAAGGCUCUCAUCAACUUGGACUCCGCUGGCUGUGGCGGUCGUGAGCUCCUCUUCCAGGGGGGUCCCAACCAUCCGUGGCUAAUGAAGCAUUACAAAAAGAGUGCCAAGCAUCCGUUUGCUACCACAAUGGCCGAGGAGGUCUUCCAGGCUGAUCUUAUACCCUCGGACACAGAUUUCCGCAUGUUCCAUAACUUUGGACCAGUUCCAGGUCUGGAUUUGGCGGGCGUCUACAAUGGCUUUGUAUACCACACGAAAUUCGAUCGCUUCAGUGCGGUGUCCAGAGACUCGCUGCAGAACACUGGGGACAAUGUUCUGUCCCUGGUACAGAGUAUCUCCAAUGCUGAGGAAAUGUACGACACUGAGGCACACUCUGAAGGCCAUUCGGUGUUCUUCGACUAUCUGGGCCUCUUCUUCGUGUACUACAAAGAGUCCACGGGCGUGGCACUUAACAUUUGCUUCUCCCUGGCGGCAAUAAUUCUUGUCUGCCUCUCGCUGUGGCGCAUGGCCAGGGUGACGGACCAAAAAAUUGGCACCUAUGCCGGCGCCUUUGGAAUUAUGUUUCUGCUGGCCAUCCUGGGAUUCCUUCUCGCCCUGGGCCUCCCCCUGCUCAUGUCCGUGUUUUAUGACUCAAGCGAUCGCACUAUGACCUACUUUACAAACAGUUGGCUGGUCAUCGGUCUGUUCAUUUGCCCCUCCGUGAUCGGCCUUGUUCUGCCGAUGACGCUCUACCUGUCUCUUCGACCAAGCGAGAAGAUCCCGCACGCCUACCACCUGCAGAUCGCGGGACACGCCUACUGCAUCUUUUUGGUUGUGCUCUGUAUACUACUCACGGUGGCCAGCAUUCGCACUGCCUACCUCUUAUUGAUCUGCAUUUUCUUCUAUGUGUGCGCUCUCAUUAUCAACCUGCUGAGUCGUCUCCAUGAUCGAGGCUACCUUUGGUCCCUGGUUCUGGGCGCUUGCCAGAUACUGCCGUAUCUCUACUUCACCUACUUGUUCCACAGCUUCCUGGUCAUCAUCAUACCCAUGACCAGUCGCAAAGGCAUGGAAUCGAACCCGGACAUGUUCGUUGCACUUCUGUCUGCCUUAGGUUCGAUCUUGUCAAUGAUUUUUGUGGCCCCUCUGAUUAAUCUGUUCCGACGACCCAAGAGCAUGAUAGGCGGCCUUGCGCUGGUUAUGUUCAUAUUCUGCAUGAUCUCCGUCUCUGAAGUUGGAUUUCCUUAUCGGGCCAAAACAAAUGUUAUGCGUCUGCACUUUCUGGAAGUGCAUCGAAAGUUCUACGAGUACGAUGGAUCCCUUAGCCUGGAGGACAGCGGCUACUACUUUGACCUGCAGGACAGACGCCUGGAGGAGCCGCUGCGUGACAAGAUCAACCUCACAGGAUUCACGCGCCUCGACGAAGAAUGCAAGAAGGAGAUGAAGUGUGGCAUGCCCUGCUUCAACCACCGCUGGUGUGCCGCAGUGGAAGAUGCCCACUGGCUGCCCCGCGAUGAGCUCGUCGAACUGCCCGAUGUCCCCACCGUGCUGGAGCUGCUGAACAAAACCGUUCUAGUAGGGGAGUUCGAUACACGAGUUCGAUACGACUUCAAAGUGUCGGGUCCGCCUAGGAUGAGUCUGUUCGUGAUGCCCCUUGAUGGGGUGAAGAUCCUAAAGUGGUCCUUCCUAAUGGGAAUGCUGGAUAACCCGGCCAUCUACAAACCGCCGUAUCACAUCUUCUUUGGCUACGGUAGCGACGACUCACCAGUUGAAUUCUACUUCGAGCUGAGGAAAGACGAUGCCAACUUUGACGUGCCCCUGUUUAAGCUGGGCGUCUCCGGGCAUUACAUGAGCCACCUCAACAAGCGGGAUGCGGCCACCCAGAAGUUCCUGGAUGAUCUUCCCGAUUUCGCCCAUCCCAUGGAAUGGCCGACCUCCUACGAGCGAUAUAUAUUCUGAGAAUUCCUAGUGUAGAGUUGUGCUAUGUACAUAUGUAUGAAUAAACGAUUAGUAUAA
Drosophila persimilis is the source of this 2793-nucleotide messenger RNA. Its product is annotated as endoplasmic reticulum metallopeptidase 1. The coding region runs from base 28 to 2736 and encodes 902 amino acids. Gene Ontology annotation, molecular function: metalloexopeptidase activity. The record is from RefSeq and is a predicted model, not a curated record. Lineage: Eukaryota; Metazoa; Arthropoda; Insecta; Diptera; Drosophilidae. The transcript has 11 exons. Gene Ontology annotation, biological process: proteolysis.